Molecule: messenger RNA, 4457 nt
Organism: Choloepus didactylus (southern two-toed sloth)
Lineage: Eukaryota; Metazoa; Chordata; Mammalia; Pilosa; Megalonychidae
Gene: CAPN15
Product: calpain 15
Exons: 13
Coding region: 247-3489 (1080 amino acids)
Biological process (GO): proteolysis
Cellular component (GO): cytoplasm
Molecular function (GO): calcium-dependent cysteine-type endopeptidase activity
Source: RefSeq, a predicted model, not a curated record
CGCGCGGGCUUGUGGGAGCGGUAGGCGGGCGCGUCCCCAGCGCCGCGUGCGCCCCGGGCGGGCCGUAGCCGCGGGCCCGGCGGACGCGUCGGCGGCGGACGGGGCGCGCGGCCGCGGCGGGAGCCGGUCCCGGGCAGCGCGGCCGCCUGCGGACCCGAGCUGCGGGGCGAGUGGGCAGAGGCCGCGUCGCCCGGCCCAGGGACUGUGGAGGUGCCCGCCGCCGGCCGGAUGUAACCAGGGACCGCCAUGGGGAGCUCUGCCUCCUCGCUGGCCGCUGAGACCAAGUCAGAGCACGGCUUUUUGGGGGGCCCACCCUGCCCAGGGCCCCCUGCAGCAGCAGGUUGGUGCAGGGGCAGCUCUGGGGGUUCUGUCUGGGCAGGCGCCCUGGUCACCCGGCCCCAAGCCCGGAGCCCCACGCUCUCUCCCGGGCCUAUGGCCGCCGCCGAGGAGUGGGCCUGCACCCGCUGCACCUUCCUGAACAAGGCCGGCCGGCGCCAGUGCUCCAUGUGUGAGGCGCCCCGUCAGCGGCUGGACCUCGACCGGAUCCUGCGCCUCAGUGUGGAGGAGCAGAAGCGGCCCUGCGCCCGCUGCACCUUCCGGAACUUCCUGGGCAGGGAGGCCUGCGAGGCCUGUGGGUUCACCCCAGACCCCGGGCCCGGCCCGGCCCUGCUGCCCACUGCCAACGGGGUCCUGCCCCUGUCGGAGCCCGAGGGCAGUGGCCCAGAGGGGGCGGCCGCGGAGCCUGGCUGCGGCUGGGCCUGCCCACGCUGCACACUGCACAACACGUCUGUGGCCGGCUCCUGCUCCGCCUGUGGGGGCCCCCGCCGCCUCUCGCUGCCCAGGAUCCCUCCCGAGGCGCUGGUGGUCCCUGAGGUCGUGGCCCCCGCCGGCUUCCACGGCACCCCGGGCCCACCUGGGGAGGGGACUGAGGCCGACCCACCCGCCGCCGACCAGGAGCCCUCCCGUGGGCCGCCCCUCAGCCCCUUCAUGCCCGCCCCGCAGAACCACCCUGUGCCCUGCAGCCGCCGCGAGGUGCCCCCCCAGCCGCAGCCCCUGGCGCCUGAGGGCCCGCCGCCCCCACCGGGCUCCAGGGGGUCCCCCCAGGGCCCGGGCUGGGCCGCGGCCGGGCCCUCCCGCCUGGCUGAGCUGCUGAGCGGCAAGCGCCUGGGCGUGCUGGAGGAGGCCGCGGGCUCCGCGCCGAGCAGCGACCUCAUCGACCUGGCUGGCGACUCGGUCCGCUACACACCUGCCCAGCCCUCCAGCCCCGACUUCACCAGCUGGCCCUGCGCCAAGUGCACGCUGCGGAACCCCACGGCAGCCCCCAGGUGCUCGGCGUGUGGCUGCUCCAAGCUGCACGGUUUCCAGGAGCACGGCUGCCCACCCCUCCGCUGCCCCGACUGUGGCGCCGACUCCCCCGGGCCCUGCAGGGGCUGCACUCGGGGCCCCUCGGCCUGCAAGUCCGCCCGCCUCCUCCCGACCACGCCACCCGAGCCCCCGGGCCAGUGGGCCUGCCCGGCCUGCACGCUGCUCAAUGAGCCCCGGGCCCGGCACUGCGCCGCCUGCCACACGCCCCAGGCCCCAGCGGCCCGGCCCCGGGACGCGGCCCCACUGCGGCGCAGGGAGAGCGUGCUCGUGGAGACGCGGCGGCGGACAGACGAGGGCGAGGCCAAGGCCCUCUGGGAGAACAUCGUGGCUUUCUGCCGGGAGAACAACGUGAACUUCGUGGACGACAGCUUCCCCCCCGGGCCCGCAUCUGUGGGCUUCCCCGAGGGUGACAGCGUGCAGCAGCGCGUGAAGCAGUGGCUGCGGCCGCACGAGAUCAACUGCUCCGUCUUCAGGGACCACGCCGUCCAGUGGUCUGUGUUCCGGACCCUCCGGCCCUCGGACAUCCUGCAGGGGCUCCUGGGCAACUGCUGGUUCCUGAGCGCGCUGGCCGUGCUGGCUGAGCGCCCCGACCUGGUGGAGCGGGUGCUGGUGACGCGCAGCCUGUGCCCCGAGGGGGCCUACCAGGUGCGGCUGUGCAAGGACGGCACGUGGACCACGGUGCUGGUGGACGACAUGCUGCCGUGCGACGAGGGCGGCUUCCUCCUCUUCUCGCAGGCGCAGCGCAAGCAGCUCUGGGUGGCCCUCAUCGAGAAGGCGCUGGCCAAGCUGCACGGCUCGUACUUCGCCCUCCAGGCCGGCCGGGCCAUCGAGGGGCUGGCCACGCUCACGGGAGCCCCCUGCGAGAGCCUCGUGCUGCAGGUCAGCUCCGCCAACCCCCGCGAGGAGCCUGUCGACGCCGACCUCAUCUGGGCCACGAUGCUGAGCUCCAAGGAGGCCGGCUUCCUCAUGGGCGCCUCCUGCGGCGGCGGCAACAUGAAGGUGGACGACGCCGUCUACGAGAGCCUGGGCCUGCGCCCCCGCCACGCCUACUCCAUCCUGGACGUGCGCGAUGUCCAGGGCUGCAGGCUCCUGCGGCUCCGGAACCCGUGGGGACGCUUCUCCUGGAACGGCAGCUGGUCGGACGAGUGGCCGCACUGGCCGGGCCGCCUGCGUGGGGAGCUCCUGCCGCACGGGAGCAGCGAGGGCGUCUUCUGGAUGGAGUACGGCGACUUCAUCAGGUACUUCGACUCCGUGGACGUCUGUAAGGUGCACGCGGACUGGCAGGAGGUGCGGGUGCAGGGCACCUUCCCCCGCUCGGCCCGCGGGCCCGUGGGCGUCACCGCGCUGACCGUGCUGGAGCGUGCCGCCCUCGAGUUCGCGCUCUUCCAGGAGGGCAGCAGGCGCUCGGACGUGGGGGACAGCCACCUGCUGGACCUGUGCAUCCUGGUGUUUCGUGCCGCCUUCGGCAGCGCCGGCCGCCUGCGCCUGGGCCGUCUGCUGGCACACAGCAAACGCGCCGUGAAGAAGUUCGUCAGCUGCGACGUGAUGCUGGAGCCCGGCGAGUACGCCGUCGUCUGCUGCGCCUUCAACCACUGGGGCGCCGGCCCGCCUCCCCAGGCCUCCAGCUCUGCGACGGCGGCACCGCCCGGGCACGUGCUGGCCGUGUACAGCUCGCGCCUUGUCAUGGUGGAGCCGCUGGAGGCCCAGCCCACCACGCUGGCCGAUGCCAUCAUCCUGCUCACCGAGAGCCGGGGCGAGCGGCACGAGGGCCGCGAGGGCAUGACCUGCUACUACCUGACGCACGGCUGGGCCGGGCUCAUCGUGGUCGUGGAGAACCGGCACCCGUGCGCCUUCCUGCACGUGCAGUGCGACUGCACCGACAGCUUCAACGUGGUGUCCACGCGCGGGAGCCUGCGCACCCAGGACAGUGUGCCACCGCUGCACAGGCAGGUCCUGGUGAUCCUGUCCCAGCUGGAGGGCAAUGCCGGCUUCUCCAUCACGCACCGCCUGGCCCACCGCAAGGCUGCCCAGGCCCCCCUCAGCGACUGGACGGCCGCCAGGGGCACCCACUGCCCCCCACUCACCCCCGAGGUCGCCGGCCUGCACGGGCCCCGGCCGCUGUGAGCCGCCUGCCGAGGGUCCACUCCCCUCAGGACAGGGCCAGGGUACAAUCGACCCCUGCCCCGCGCACUUUAGGAGGGAGACCCCCGGCCAGGGACACUUGAACCAGAAUCUCAGGACCCUGUCCAGCGAGCCCCCGCCCCUGUAGACCCCUGCCCGGCUGGGGCCACCCGGCCACAAAGCAAAAUACCUCGAAGCCCACCACCAGCUGGGGAGCCGGCCAGCCUCUGGGGGCACUGGCGGCUGGGAUCUCGCCCUGGUGAGGCAGCCGGGAACGGGGUUCACAAACCAAAUCUCCAACCCCAGGGCUGCCCCAGGGUGAGGGCUGGGACCAGCCCCUCUGUUGGGGGCACAGGAUCAGGCUUCAGGGUCUCAAGUGGGGGCAUCGGGCUGUGGGCUGAGCACAAGGCCUUAGUCCAGGCCAGCGAGGACCCCCAGCCACCUUGGCGUCCGAGCAGCACAGCGUCCGCACCCCAGAAAACAGGUUCGGGUGACCACGGGUGGGGAGGGGCCUCCUUCAGGUCUCCCUGCUCCUGGCGACACUAUGCAAACCCCGGGCACUGCCCGGAUAGAAGCCAUGCCAGGCCAGGCUUGGAGCAGCCGCGGGGCCUGCUGGGGGGCCGAGGCUGCAGCCCCCGCCCGCUGCCCCCCAGCCUCAGCAGGGAGCUCAGGAUGCCUGGCCCGUCCCCCCAGUGCAGCUGGACGUCCGGCCCGGGCAGCACCUGCAUCCUCCUGGGGCUCGUGGGGUUUUUACAUCUUGAGAAACACCACACUGCCCUUUGGGCCUCCUUUUUAUUUCGUUCUUUUACUCUGAGCUGUGAAUAUUUUUAACCUUGUAAAUACACCGGCUCUUCCAACACAGAGACUAUUUUAUCAAUUGUCAAUUCCAGUUCUGUACAGUUCGGAUUCUCAAGGGUGGUUUCCAGAUUCAGGCUCUGACGGACCAAAUAAAAAAUUUUGUUUUUUAACAA